This is a messenger RNA of Darwinula stevensoni, 995 nucleotides long. The record is from the annotation of a GenBank genome assembly. NCBI's taxonomy places the organism in Eukaryota, Metazoa, Arthropoda, Ostracoda, Podocopida, Darwinulidae.
AUGCAGGUGGCAAGCUUUGCAUAUUAUUACGCGAACGGAGGUGAAGGUGUGGCCAUCGAAUCCAUCUUCAUCUAUAGACCCGAUCGAAAACGAGAAAUCUGGCGAUUCUUCCUCUACAUGCUCCUCCACGCCGGGUACGGAAGGAUUGAAGUAACACUACGCCUGGGUUCGCCCUUACGCAAAUUCAUCAAGUUUCCUAUUGGUCUCUUUGACAGCUGGCUGCACGUGGCAUUCAACGUGGUCGUGCAGAUCCUAGUGGGGCUUCCAUUGGAAAUGGUUCAUGGAUCCCUUCGCAUCGCUGCAAUCUACAUGGCCGGCGUAUUGGCAGGUUCCCUGGGGACGUCGGUGAUGGACCCGGGUGUUUAUCUGGUAGGGGCUUCUGGGGGUGUGUAUGCCCUUUUAGCCGCUCAUCUUGCCAACGUUCUUCUCAACUACCACCACAUGCACUGCGGAGUCGUUCGGCUCUUGGGCGUUUUCGCCAUCGCGAGUGCAGACGUGGGUUUCGCGGUCUACAACCGAUACGCAGGAGGAGGUGAUGGUGUCGGUGGUGCACCACCCGUGUCCUUCGUUGCGCACCUGGCUGGUGCUUUGGCCGGGCUCACCAUCGGUCUCAUCGUGUUGAAGAACUUUGGCCAGAAUCUGCACGAGAAACUCAUCUGGUGGGUGGGACUGGGGGUGUACAUGGCCUGUACCCUAUUUGCCAUUCUCUAUAAUGUCUUCAGUGACACCUCAUCGAGAGCGGUCUUCCUGGAUGACAUCCCCAAAGACAACUUCGUCUUCGUGGAACCCGUCCCACUCGGGUCCUUAUCCUAGCAUUUCCUUCUCUCUAUCCCCCCCAGUGGUUUCUUUUUUUUUUCUUUUUUUUUUCUAGUCAUUCCCCGUCAAAGUGAGCGCCUGUGAUUAUUCACUCUUCCCCGCGUUCUGCCAGAAGUUAAUUUUUUAUUCGAUAGUGGUUUUUCCUGGCGGGGAGCCUGCCCCUUCCUUUUCUACCUCAA